This is a messenger RNA of Poecilia latipinna (sailfin molly), 1015 nucleotides long. RefSeq names its product transmembrane protein 180-like. The coding region runs from base 215 to 844 and encodes 209 amino acids. The record is from RefSeq and is a predicted model, not a curated record. The transcript is spliced from 3 exons. Lineage: Eukaryota; Metazoa; Chordata; Actinopteri; Cyprinodontiformes; Poeciliidae.
UUUCAGAAGAAAAUCUUUCCCUCUUUUUGAUUAUGAACCACUUUGUGUUGGUCUGUCAUAUUAAAACCUAAUAAAAAAUGUUGCAUUUUUAUUUCUCACUUCGGCAUGCCUGUUUUAGUUGGUGCUGUUAGAGAGCUUCUACCUCAGCUGUGGUUAAAACCGAGCACAUUAUCAUUUUUUCUGUUUCUUUGCACAGUUUGUAUUUUUUUCUUUGAUGCAGCUCUGCUUCUGCUCCCUCACAGGGAUCUCUUACGUUGCCCCCCACCUCAACAACUUGUAUUUCCUGACACUGUGCCGGCGUUACGGCGUUUACCAGGUUAUCCGCUGGCUGUUUAUGCUCAAACUGGGACUUAGUGUGGUUAUGCUGCUUGCAGGGGCUGACCACAUUUAUCUGCUGUGCAUCUUCAUAGCUAGUAACCGGGUGUUCACAGAGGGCACCUGCAAGCUGCUGAAGCUGGUCAUUUCCGAUCUGGUCGACGAGGACUACGUGGUGAACAGACGUCAGCAGGCCGCCUCGGCCCUCCUCUUUGGGAUGGUCAACCUGUUGACCAAACCGGGCCAGACAUUCGCCCCACUCAUCGGCACCUGGCUGCUCUGCGUUUACACAGGUUAUGAUAUUUUCCAGAGGACACCUGUGAAGGAUUCUGUGUCUGCAUCCGACUCAGGGACUCCGCCUCUCCGUCUGGGCUGUUUCUACAUGUUGGUGUUUGUGCCUAUCACCUGUGCCCUGCUCCAGCUGGCCACCUGGUCUCGCUUCACUCUUCACGGCCGAAAGCUGCAGGGAAUCAAGACCCUGCGGCAGGGGACCCAGCAUGGUAGUCUCAUCGACGUCAAGGCCAUUUAAACUAAAAGAAAGCAAACGCACGGAGCUGCACAAAGACACUUUUUAAAUAACCGUUUUUAUGUUUCUGGGAUGUCUUAAAUAGCAAAAAGCUGCCGCGUCUUCACUCUGCAGCCUUCAUCGUGAAAUUCUGAACAUUUACAGAAUUUUUUUUUUUUUUUGUACAGUAAAAAA